GAUCAAAUGGUCAUCGUUCUAUACUCUUCCAAAGUGGAUUCUGUUGCUUUACUUAACAGGUGUUUCUUUUUCUGAAGAAUGGGAGACUGGUCGUUACUAGGGAGACUGCUGGAUAGCGUUCACUCACAUUCUACAGUGAUUGGCAAAAUUUGGCUGACUGUAUUGUUUGUGUUCCGGAUCCUACUGCUUGGGGCUGGUGCAGAAGAUGUUUGGGGUGACGAACAGUCUGGUUUUCUUUGCAACACCCAACAACCAGGUUGUGAAAAUGUUUGCUAUGACAAGGCUUUCCCCAUCUCACACAUUCGCUUCUGGGUCCUCCAAAUCAUCUUCGUUUCAACCCCUACCCUGGUCUACCUUGGACAUGUCUUGCAUGUAAUCCACCAAGAAGAAAAAGUGAGAUGUCAACAUGAUGAGAUGGAAAUACUUGUCCAAAAACGCAAGACAUCCAAGCAUAUUGUAAAUAAUGGAAAAGUGAAAAUGCAAGGCACCCUAUUAUGCACCUACUUGCUAAAUGUUUUGUGUAAAAUUAUAUUGGAAAUUGGUUUCGGAGUGGGUCAAUGGUAUCUUUAUGGAUUCACUUUAGAACCUCUGUUUGUAUGUGAAAGGAGUCCUUGUCCACAUAAGGUGGAUUGCUUCAUUUCUCGUCCAACAGAAAAGUCCAUCUUCAUUAUCUUCAUGUUGGCUAUGGCUGGUGUAUCACUUGCUCUGAAUUUAGUUGAAAUAUUUUACAUUAUUUGUAGGCAGAUAACAGGUCGGAAAAGGAAGCUUAGGUCACAGGUGUAUUCCAAAAAUGCCUUAAAGUAUUCCACACCACCUUUUGUUUCUGGCGGAAUUUCAAUAAGCUCUACAACAAGGCCUCUAAGUUCAAUAGAAAAUUACAGCAGCAAGGAUCCUAACUUCCAGAACACCAUGAAUUUGAAGAUUGAAAAUUCUGGGGGGAAACAAAGCUCUGAUUCACAAAAUAUUGGUAAGGAGGAUUUGGGAAAGAUUUCUAAGGAGGAUGAGAGCAAAAUGCAACAUAAGGUGACAGGGGAGAAGAUAGGUGAGGUGCAUCAACCUUUUUUAGGGGAAUGUCAGGGGACCGGUAGCGAUGAGAGUAUCAAGAUUCAGGGAGAGGGACAAAUGUAAACAGGAGCAACAGGCCCUAAAUAUUUCAACUGAAGGAAUUGUUAUUUAACAUGACCAUGUUUCAUAUGAUCGCUUCCUGGACUCCUUUAACAGGGCAAUGGAACUAUAAUAAAACCCCAUAUGAAAUUGGUCUUUCACUUCACAGCUGAUUGUGGGACAUCGCUUGUGGAAAUUGCCUACCUCAUUCACCCACAAAUACACAGUCCCUACACGUCAUAGUAAAAUCCUGUGAAACGCUUUGAGAUGUCUCAAGCUAUUAUUAAUAGACUUAAGAUCACAAAAGAGGUAUGGAUAAUGAAGGACCUCAGACCCAUUUGAUUUCAUCCUUCCAGAAUAUCAAAACUUAGUUAUUUCAACAUCACCUGUUUCCUAAAUGAGUCCAGCCUCAACCAUCUUUUUGGUAACUCAUUCCAGGCCUUAUUUAUCCAGUAUCCGUCCUGAUAUUGUCCUUUACAACUCUGAAUCUAUGUCCUUUUACCCUAAUGUCUUGGCUUGAAAGUAUGAUUCAGAUCCCAUUGAACAACUUACAUAACUUUAUAAGGUGCCUUCAAAGAUGGCUCAUUUCAAGGCUGAAGAGCUCCGAUUCAUCCAGUUGCUUCUCAUAGCUCACCUCUCUCAGAAUGGGGCUCAACCAUGUUGCUGUUCUCAGCAUUGCUUUUAGGCCUGGGCAGUAUCUGCAUAUCACCCACUCAGAAUAUAUUGAGUAUUCAAGAGGCCUCUGUGACCUGCUGCCCCUUAUCAACCUGUCCUUUCCCUCUGCUCAGCAGGCUCCCGCUCCACGUUCCCUGACUGGCUCCCCCCAUCAUCGGUGGUUGGGCCUUCAGCCUCUCCAACCCUACCCUUUGGAAC
This is a messenger RNA of Callorhinchus milii (elephant shark), 1977 nucleotides long. RefSeq names its product gap junction Cx32.2 protein-like. The coding region runs from base 79 to 1128 and encodes 349 amino acids. Gene Ontology annotation, biological process: cell communication. Gene Ontology annotation, cellular component: connexin complex. The record is from RefSeq and is a predicted model, not a curated record. Lineage: Eukaryota; Metazoa; Chordata; Chondrichthyes; Chimaeriformes; Callorhinchidae. The transcript has 2 exons.